This is a messenger RNA of Pungitius pungitius (ninespine stickleback), 2673 nucleotides long. It is a transcript of the gene stx16, whose product is annotated as syntaxin 16. The transcript has 9 exons. Gene Ontology annotation, biological process: intracellular protein transport; vesicle fusion; vesicle-mediated transport. Bases 341 to 1306 code for a protein of 321 amino acids. The record is from RefSeq and is a predicted model, not a curated record. Gene Ontology annotation, molecular function: SNARE binding; SNAP receptor activity. NCBI's taxonomy places the organism in Eukaryota, Metazoa, Chordata, Actinopteri, Perciformes, Gasterosteidae. Gene Ontology annotation, cellular component: endomembrane system; SNARE complex; membrane.
AAAGAAGACGCACUUCACGCAGGUGUUUACGUUUUUUCACUUCCGUAGUAUCCUAAAGCGGAAUAACGUCACCAAUCUAACGUUGAAUUUCCAAAUUUUAGAAGAGCCUCUCGGUCAUGUUUCUGUUUUUCAACUUAAGUAUUCGAGGUGCCUGACAGAUAAGUAUUGUUAAGCUCGUGUUCUGUCCGCCUCGCGAUUUUCCUCAUCUUUUUGUCGCGACUUAAGCUAAAGCUAAAGCUAGCGGUGCUAGUAGCUGGUCAGCGGCGGUUGACAAAAAUUUAACAAUAACACCCGAUCCGCAUUAAAUCCAGUGUUAAUUUGUAUACCGAAUAAGGCAGUCAUGGCCACAAGGCGUCUGACCGAUGCCUUCUUGUUAAUGCGGAACAAUGCAAUCCAAAACCGGCAGAUAUUGGCAGAGCAAGUGAGUACAUACGACCCCCGUCUGAGUACACGUAGCAAUGCUGCGGAGCUUGAUGAGUUGGCUGAUGAUCGAAUGGCCCUGGUGUCAGGAAUCAGUCUGGAUCCUGAAGCAGCCAUCGGCGUCACAAAGAAACUGCCCCCUAAAUGGAUAGAUGGGGUUGAUGAGAUCCAGUAUGAAAUCACGCGGGUACGGCAAAAGAUGAAGGAUUUGGCCGUACUGCAUGACAAGCAUAUGAAUCGACCUACACUUGAUGACAGUAGUGAGGAAGAGCAUGCUAUAGAAAUCACUACUCAGGAGAUAACACAGAUGUUUCACCGAUGCCAGCGAGCUGUGACGGGCUUGCAGUCUCGUUGUGGUCACUGUACCGAACAGGAGGAGAGGCUUUUGAGAAACGUGGUCUCGUCCCUGGCGCAGAGCCUUCAAGAGCUGUCCACCAAUUUCAGACACACACAGUCCGGCUACCUAAAACGUAUGAAGAAUCGUGAGGAGAGAUCAAAGCACUUUUUUGACUCUGGACCCUUAAUGGAAGAGGAUGAAGAAUUAGCUGUAUAUGACAAGGGUUUCACAGACGACCAGCUGAUGCUGGUCGAGCAAAACACUCUUAUGGUUGAAGAACGAGAGCGGGAGAUCCGACAGAUCGUGCAGUCCAUCUCCGAUCUGAAUGAGAUUUUCCGGGACUUGGCUGGAAUGGUGGUGGAACAGGGCACCGUUCUGGACCGAAUUGACUUCAAUGUGGAGCAGGCUUGUGUGAAAACAGAUGAUGGACUGAAACAGUUACAAAAGGCAGAACAAUAUCAGAAGAAAAACAGAAAGAUGCUGGUCAUAUUGAUCCUCUUUGUCAUAGUUAUUGUUCUAAUUUUUAUUCUUUUUGGAACAAAGUUUUAAUCAUGCAUUCCUCUGGCUUUUGUUUUCUGUGUGGGUAUUUGGUUGUGCAUCUGUGUGGACUUUGAAUUGGUGUCGGCUCUACCCAAAACAAAGCUAACUGCCUUUUCAUACCAGGAAACGUCAAGAAUAAUUCCUUAUCCCUCUGCUGGUGCCCUUUGGACAGCUUGGAGAUUUUGUGGUUGACUUUGAUUGAAAGAAAACAUCAAUCUGUCCGAGCUGUGGCUAUUUUAAAAUGAAAAAAAUAGUCAAGACUAUGAUAGUUGACCCAGACUAAGUUGACAUGUAUUAGUCUUAAAAAAAAAAACCCUGUUUGGUGUAAAAAUAGAAUACCAAUGUCUAAAUGCUAAAUCAGUGUUUUCGGCUUGAACUUCAAAGCAUGAAUUGUGACGUUCCUUGUGUGACAAUGCAUCGUUUCCGCAAAGUAUCAUCGCAAACGUGUGGUUCCUUUUGAGUAAGACGUGACAAGAACGAAUGUUUGUGAAAGAGAAUAAUGCAGUACAUCUCAUUUCACUGCAAGUUGAGUCAUUCCUCUAUUACAUCUACAUCCUGGCUCAGUGUUUUUACAUUGAAAGGACUAAAGAGAAUGUUUUGUAUUAGGAUAGCAGCAUAUACGGUUCGUUAAAUCAUCUAGCACCAAAAUUUCUUUGGUUUGAGGACCCUUUUUUCACCCCUUCCUGCACAAUUUAAAAUAAUAUUGAUAUUGUUUCCUGGAUUGUCAGCCUAAGGAGGGGGUAGAUGCCUGUGAUCUUUCUCCUCACUGUAAUUUCAAAAUCAUACCUGUGUCCCGCCUGCUGCACUUUUGAUGAAGUGCUAAUUCAAAAACACUUAAUCGUUUGUUUUUAUGGUGCUUGCUUAAAGUGCUACCUUUUUAAAACUCUUGCAGUUUGCACAUAUUGAGGGGGGAGGGUGGUUGUGUUACUACUGUCAUCUAAGAGAUGAAAACAAUUAUUUUAAAAUAUUUAUUUUUCAAUAGCUUCAAAUAAUCAGGAGGUUGAGGAGUUCAGCUUCUGGGAGAAUUCCUGUAUAUUGAAUCAAGUGCAUCUGUAGUCUAAACCCAACGUUAUUGUCCACUCUAAGAAAACUAACUAAUCCAAAACGAGCAGACGUUUGAAGACAAAAUCAUUUUUAUUUUUGAUUGUCUUGGAAUUUCUUUACAUGUGUUUUAUAAAGACUGACGAGCAGACAUUAAGAGCUUUAUCUAACAAAACCGUACCGACUACACUUUAUAGGCCUGUUAAAUCAUCUUCGUCAUUGAUGUAAAGUUAUGUGUGUCAAUUAUUUAUGUCUUACUGCUACUGUUUUUUGUUUUUAAAAACAAAAUGAGAUAGCAACUUUGGUUUCUUUUUUUAAAUAAACCUGGAACAUGA